This is a messenger RNA of Seminavis robusta, 807 nucleotides long. The record is from the annotation of a GenBank genome assembly. Lineage: Eukaryota; Bacillariophyta; Bacillariophyceae; Naviculales; Naviculaceae.
AUGAAGAGUAUUUCGACAUUGCAGGUUUCCUGCCGCAAGCUUCGUUCGCUUCUUGGCCAAUCAAGGCAAGUCCAAUCCAUUUGUCUAACAAGCUGUCGUCAGUUUUGGACGUCCCCAACGUCCACAAGCAAAAAGGAACCAACCAGAUCGGGUCUUCUUGUCCGGAGAUUCAUCAAUCCAUGGAUUGAUGCUGUUUCGCAGAGGGAUCCAGUUAUCUUGUCAGAAAGAAUUGAUCGAUAUACCGAAGGAUUUGCCGUUGUCUCUACCUUGCUGUGCGCCUUGAGUGCCGCUGCUUUGGCCAAUAUUCCAUCGCAACCACAACAACACGACAAAGACUGCAAGUCGUCGUCCGUCUUGACUUCUUUACUCAAAGGAACAGGGCUUUUCCCACUGACACCAUCCGCGGAAGCCAAAAUUCUUCACGAUGCCUACGCUAUUGCGUGUUCUACAUCCUUCUUUUCUGCAGCCUGUGCCCUCGGUUUGUCCACGGUCCUCAAUGUGGUGGGCACUGUGGCUCCCCGAAUCUAUGUGCAAAGUGGUUUGAUUAUUCGACAUUCAUUGGCCCUGGGGUCUAUACCCUUGUUUGCGACGAUAUCAGGAGGGUGCAUUGGGUUGGCUCUGGUCAUUGGAAUCGAUAUGGCUUCGUGUAGUCCACUCUUGACGUAUAUUGCAUUGGGACAGUUGAGUUUCACCGUUAGUCUGGUGGCAGGCACGGCAUUGAGGGCACAGAUUGGUUUAGUCAGGGCCAUUACAGCAGCGGCCAACCGCAACAAUAAGCAGAGACGAAAAAUAAAAGGCAGGCAAUAA